Chenopodium quinoa (quinoa) is the source of this 2932-nucleotide messenger RNA. RefSeq lists its product as uncharacterized. The record is from RefSeq and is a predicted model, not a curated record. Bases 1 to 2193 code for a protein of 730 amino acids. The transcript is spliced from 2 exons. NCBI's taxonomy places the organism in Eukaryota, Viridiplantae, Streptophyta, Magnoliopsida, Caryophyllales, Amaranthaceae.
AUGGUUAACCAAAGUAUAGAGAAAGUGAAACAUUUGUUCGAAAUUUGGGAUGUUCGUGUUUUCAUAUUAGUCAGUCUGUUUAUCCAAGCAUUUCUCACUUUGCUUGCUCCCUUAAGAAAAUCUAGUGCAAAUAGCUAUCUGAGGUUCUUUAUUUGGCUGCUCUAUUUGUCAGCUGACGCGAUUGGAGUGUUUGUCAUUGGGUUGAUCUCUAGCAACGAUGGAGCUUCACCUGAGACGGUUAAGCUAUUCGCAUUUUGGCCACCAUUUCUUCUUUUGCAUCUUGGUGGUCCUGAUACAAUAACUGCUCUAGCUUUGGAGGACAACGAGCUGUGGAAUCGACACGCUCUUCAGCUGGCUACUCAGGAUAAAAAUUUGUGGUUGCCUACGGUAUUUAUGUUUGUCGAGGGAAUAAUUAAGUACUUCGAGCGAACAUGUGCUUUGUUUUUCGCUAGCAGUGACAGUUUUAGAGACUCCCUAGUGGCUGAACCCGAACCUGGGCCUAACUAUGCCAGGUUAAUGGAAGAGUACAAUUCUGCCAAGGAUGCUUAUAUUCCAACUGUUUUUGAAGGGAAAAAUGGGCGGAUAGAAGGUAGUACAAAGUCGGAGGGACAAGAUACAUAUGAUGAUCAGCAGCCGUCAAUGAUAGAUGAUGUUACCAAUGAUACCAACGACACGAAUGCCAGUGGUACUUCUUUAGAUAAAGAGCUGAAUCAGGAUGAGAAGCAAGUUGUACAUGCUCAUCGAUACUAUGAGCUGUUUAAAGCACUCCUAGCAGACGGUUUUUUGAGCUUAAAAGAUCGUAAAUUAAGUCGAGACUUUUUUGCCAAUAUGCCGAUUAAGGAUGCCUUUAGGAUCAUCGAGAUUGAGCUGAACUUAAUCUAUGAUGUUUUCUACACAAAGUUAUUUUUGUUGCAAAGGAAACGAGCUUUUGGUCGAGUAUUCUGUUUCUUUUUUGUUAUAGCAUCUCUGUUGCUCUUCUCUAUCAAUGACAGAAGCAAAUACAAUAAUAUUGAUGUUAUAAUUACCUUUGUGUUGCUUGGAGGGGCUAUAGCAUUGGACAUAUGUGCUGCUCUUAUGUUUGUAAUGUCAGAUUGGUGGAUAAUUAUCAUAUCGUUUGAUAGCAAGCUCAAAGGCUACUACCAACCACUUAUGCUGAUGUUUCUUAGGUGGUCAAGGUUGGCAAGGCAACCUCAUCGUAGAAGAUGGUCUAAAUGCAUCUCAGAGUAUAAUUUGUUAAAGCGAUGCUUCAAGCCGCUCCCUUCAUUCAUCGGCUUCCAGUACAUUUCAAGAAUAAAGCGUAUUAGGGAUAUUUUACUUGGAAUUCUAUAUGUCCAAGAACAUGAGGCUGAAGAGGACCUUAUCGAGUUUGUCAUAAAAGAGAUAAAGGACAAAGCUGAUCUAGCCACUGAGAUAGGGGUAGCUAAAGAAGUCUGCUCUGCUAGAGGUAGUUUUAUAAUGCAAGAUGAGUAUUACCUUGCUUCCGAGUGCUUAAGCCCUUGGACAGUAGAUGUUGAUUAUGAUGAAAGUCUUUUGAUUUGGCACCUUGCUACUGAUAUCUGCUACUGGAAAACAACUGAUGCUGCAACGUCAAAAUAUCGUAGUUUCAGCAAGGCACUCUCAGAUUAUAUGUCAUACCUUCUGCUCAGACAGCAGACGCUAGUAUCCUCUGCGGUGGGUAUGUCAGAUACUCGAUUCGAAGACACUCGUGCAGAUGCUCAGAAGUUUAUGAAUUAUGAGAGCAUCAACGUCAACUGGCCUGCAGAUUUCUGGUGGAAGACUAAGAGGUUCUUCAAGAACUGGUGUUGUUUAGCCAUGAAAGAGCCAAUUCCUUCUGAAAGAAAGGAAAAUCCUUUCUUUGAGAAGUUUAGUAAUAUGAUGUUUAAAGUCAAAGCUGAUGUACAGCCUAUUGUAGCCAAGGGUGAUAAGAGCAAAUCUGUGCUUUUCGAUGCAUGUCGUCUUGCUAAGCAACUGGAAAUGUUUGGAGAAAAGAAAUGGGAGAUAACCAGCAAAGUUUGGGUGGAGCUGCUCUGUUAUGCUGCGGUCCGCUGCUCUCCGAGGUCUCAUAUUGCACAAUUAAGGAGAGGCGGGGAGCUUAUUACACUAGUGUGGCUGUUUAUGGCUCACCUUGGCUUAGGGGAACGUUUCCUACAAAACCAAGGCUUUGGGUGGACUAAGCUAAUAAUUCAGAAAUAACAGCAUAGUAUAUGUGUUCACUCACAAAGAUAUUGUACUCUGUAUUAGAUUAUUUAUCCUAUUUUAUAUGUAGUGGGUGUUUUUUUGGUUUUAAUAUGCAUCACUUUUUUUUAAAAAAAGUUUUAAACUCUUAUAUAUUCAAUGCCAUCGGGGCGUUCUUAAACAAGAUCCUUUAUUUAAUGACUUUAGGGGGUGUUUGUUUGGAGGGAUAAUUAAGGAGGUAGGGAUAAGGAUAAAAAGGAAGGGACUAAGAAAUGUGUUGUUUGUUUGAAAUGAUAGGGAAAAAUAUGAGGGAUAGGGAUAAAAUGACCUUUUAUCCCUUGAAAAUAAUACCUAGGGGGGUUAGGUAUAAGAUGGAGGGAUAAGAUUAUUUAAGAAAAUGACUACUUUGCCAUUAAUGAAUUGCAAGGAAGUAACAAGGUAUAUAAAAAUAAUAAGGGUAUAUUAGUAAUUUCAUUACAAAUGUCAAUCUUAUUCCCAACCCUUACCAAACAAAGGACAGACAUAUAUGUAUCCUUAUCCUUGUCCUACUAUCUUAUCCUCCUUAUCCCUAUCCCUAUAGCUAGUGCUGUCAAAUUUCAAACCGAAACCGUUUAACUGCCCGAAACCGACAGACCCAAAUGAGAACCGAACCGAUUAAAAACCGAUUUUUUUGAAAUCGAAAACCGACCCAAAUCGUAUUUUAGUAAACCCGAAACCGAAUCGACCCGAAUAAUGUUAAACCGUAUAAGAACCGAAC